This is a messenger RNA of Prunus armeniaca (apricot), 219 nucleotides long. The record is from the annotation of a GenBank genome assembly. Lineage: Eukaryota; Viridiplantae; Streptophyta; Magnoliopsida; Rosales; Rosaceae.
AUGGUGUUGGCUGGAACACUUGGGCUGGGGAGGUUGGAUCUAGAGGGAAGAGAGACAAAGAGAGGCUGCUUUAAUGGUGGUUUGAAAGGGGUGGAUCGAUGUGCUGAUGGGGCUGCUUGGAAUAGAGGAGAUGCUGGUGUAAUUUGGGUUGUGAAGGUCGGUUGUGGGGUGGGUGCGAUGGCUGUUCUGGAGGGUAAUGGUGGGGGUGAUUGCGAUUAG